AGCUAUAUAGUUAGUAGUAGCCGCGCCAUCCAUCAUAUCUCAGCUCGUAUCUCAGCUCGUUCAAAUUGUAUUUCUUGAGUCAACUUUGUGCUUGUUUCAACAUGGCAGAAGUCUCAGCUGUACGUCAAAAUUACCAUGGAGAAUGUGAAGCUGCCAUCAAUAAAACGAUAAACCACCAACUCACUUCAUCCUACAGCUAUUUAGCAAUGGCAUUCCACUUUGAUCGUGCAGAUGUUGCUCUGAAGGGUUUCCAGAAUUAUUUCGAAGCUAUGUCAGAUUCCAAGAGAAGCCACGCCAUGAUGCUCCUGAAAUACCAGAAUGAAAGAGGAGGUCGUAUCAAGCUGUCAGAUGUCUCUCAACCGUGCAAGGAUGACUGGGGUACUGGACAAGAAGCUAUGACUCGGAGUUUAGAAGCAGAGAAGGCUAGCAACCAAGGGUAUCUAGACUUAUACAAUCUAGCUGAGAAGUAUGGUGAUGAACAGCUUGGAGACUUUGUAGAGGAUAACUUCUUGGCAUCCCAGACAGAAUUGAUCAAGACAAUCGGAGACCACAUUUCAAACCUCUCGAAGGUUGGAGCAGGACUAGGAGAGUACCAGUUUGAUCAUCAUCUGGGCAAGAAAUAAUGCUAGCUAGACCAGGACUAGGUCUACAUCCAAUCCAGGACCAGUAGACUCUGCAUGAAAUCAUGUGGACCUAGAUCUAGAUAGAUAAGUACAG
Strongylocentrotus purpuratus (purple sea urchin) is the source of this 717-nucleotide messenger RNA. RefSeq names its product soma ferritin. The transcript has 4 exons. Lineage: Eukaryota; Metazoa; Echinodermata; Echinoidea; Camarodonta; Strongylocentrotidae. Bases 102 to 623 code for a protein of 173 amino acids. Gene Ontology annotation, cellular component: cytoplasm. Gene Ontology annotation, biological process: iron ion transport; intracellular iron ion homeostasis. The record is from RefSeq and is a predicted model, not a curated record. Gene Ontology annotation, molecular function: ferrous iron binding; ferric iron binding.